AGGCUAUGCUGCCGCAGUGUUCAUGUACAAAAGCAUGUCUCCAGCACGGACGCAACAUUCACCGAGGCCUCCUUUUCUCUUUCUCUUUCUCUUUCUCUUUCUCUUUCUCUUUCUCUCGGUCCGAUGUCUUUUCAACCCACGAAGUUUCCUUCUCCCAUUGGCGGCGUGCCCAACCCGCACGACCUCGCCCCUUCAGUGGUCUUCGCCGUACUUUAUGCCUUGACGAUCCCGCUCGCCGUCUACCGGCUCGCGUCCAAGAACUCCCGCAACCUCUUCAUCAUCGCCAGCGUGAUCUUCGCCGCCGAGCGCGUCGUCGACUUCUCCUUCCGCGCGGCGGAGGCGGAGACGCCCAGCAUGCGCACGACGAAGUUCUGGGUCGGCUGGCUCCAGAGCGCGUACGCGAUGGGCUUCAUCGGCCUCGCGGGCGACGUCGGCAACAUCGCGCGCGCGUUCCUGCUCAAGUCCACGCGCGCCGCGGAGCCCCCGCUCAACCUGCUCGUCUCGUCCGACGAGGAGCGCGCGGCGUUCCCCAAGCCGGACGAUCGCGCCGCGACGUUCGCCCAGUAUGACGGGGCGGGCGUGCGGGAGGUCUUCAUGGACGAGCCGGAGCGCAGGGCGUGGAUCGAGCGCUACGGCGUGGUCUCGCUGGUCAUGCGGCUUACGGCCUUGACGUUGGGCGGCGUGUACAGCGGGUUGUACUUUGACGGGAUAACGGACCACGCCAAGGCGGUGACGGCGCAGCGGAUGAGAUACGCGUCGGACAUCAUCGUGGUGGUGUACCUGCAGCUCGUCAAGGCCGUGCUCAUCUGGGCGCUGUUCACGCGACCCAAACGCGUCGCCCGCUGGCCCGCGCUCUUCUUGAUGGCUUUAUGUCUUCUUCUUUCAAUACCCGCGCUCUACCGCCUCGCCGCGAUGGCGAACUACACCGACUCCCUGCUCUCGAUGGCACCCGGCUCGCUCAACAGCCCCGCGGCGAAGACGGUGUUCUACACGCUGCACGUCGCGCCCGAGUUCGUCGUCGGCACGCUGCUGCUCUCGGUGAACGUGAAGAAGAUGUUCGGCUUCGCUACGUGGCGCGGGCGAGCGUCGGGUCGGGAAGGCCGUUGGCCACCCCGUGGCUUUCUAACUUAUUAGUAUUGUACAUGUGCUCUUAUUGUCUCUUGCUCUUUUUAAGUGUUUUGUUUGCAACCAGGACAUUCGCAUUUCGCCACUGCAAAAACGUUGCCACGAAACUGGGCGAGUUGAGGAGAGCCCUCCGAGUCUGGCAGGGGUUACCCACUCACUACUAUCAGCAGAUCCACCAC
This is a messenger RNA of Fomitopsis serialis, 1304 nucleotides long. RefSeq lists its product as uncharacterized. The record is from RefSeq and is a predicted model, not a curated record. The coding region runs from base 124 to 1134 and encodes 336 amino acids. NCBI's taxonomy places the organism in Eukaryota, Fungi, Basidiomycota, Agaricomycetes, Polyporales, Fomitopsidaceae. The transcript has 4 exons.